AUGUGGAAGGUGCCGGUGCCGGUGCUGCUGCUGGUUUGCGGGAGUGCAUUGCUCUGGGCUCCGGCAGGAGGAGCCAGCACAGUCCUGCCAGAAGAUGAUGUUACGACCCCAAGUAGCAUGGUGACCCCAGGUGUGGAUGACAGUACGAUGACCCCAGCUGCCAGUAGACAGUCCCAUAAGCCUGCUGGCUCCACAAGUCAGGUGCCCACCAAUGCCAAGCGCACAGACACUCCUAUAGAGGACCUGCCAACGACAGAGAGCACAAGCCACCCCCAAGAAGGAACCCAGAGCACCACAGCCUUGAACGAGGCCUCUAGUCAUCCCAGAGGAGACACACAUACAACAGGUGCAAAAGAUGGCUUUUCAACUGGGACACUGAUUGGAAUCAUAGCUGGCGCCUUACUAGGCAUUGGAUUCAUUGCUGUGAUCACCAUUGUGGCCGUGCGAAAAAUGUCGGGAAGAUACUCGCCCUAA
Messenger RNA from Pipistrellus nathusii (Nathusius's pipistrelle), 474 nucleotides. Lineage: Eukaryota; Metazoa; Chordata; Mammalia; Chiroptera; Vespertilionidae. The record is from the annotation of a GenBank genome assembly.